ACAGACGAGACCAAGCAGACUCGGGAGUGAUAUACACGGAAUCAGGACUACGUUAACCUAACGAAGUAGAUCGUCGCUAGAAAAGAAAAUGUUGCGUUAGCCUGCUUACUGAACCUUUUUGGGGGAAACGUUAUGUUAUGAAGCGGUUGCUAGUUAGCUGAAAGUAAAGACGAUCAGUCUAGGAUUGUCUUGACAUCUGGCUAACGUUACAUUAGCUAACGCCGUUUAGUCGAACGUUAAUGCGAGCUAGCGAAACAAAUCAAUCUGGUGUGUUCCAAAUUAGGUCUCCAUUUGUUCUGGCCUCACUUUAUACUGGGAGGAAAAUUGGUUAUAUUUUCCUUGACAACUAAUUUUUUAGCGAUUUAGCCUGCAGCUUGACUAGUGCCGAAAACAACUAUGGCAUCGAUGUUCAUUGGAUGAUGCUGCCAGAAAAUAGUUUCGACUUUUAAGCUAGCUGUCAUCAAGCUCGUUGACGCUAGCCAAGCUAGCCUGCUAACUAGCUAAGCUACAAUGGCCAAAAUAGAAAACGGCCGUCAGUUAGACACAAGAAGUAUCAGGACAAUUAGCAGCAGUCAUAUCGACGAUGAGAGUUCUUUGGGAUCCGACUCUGAGAUCAACGGCUUCACCAGUGACAGACAAACCGAUAAAUAUGGAUUUAUUGGUGGGGCUCAGCAGUACUCGGAGGAGACGGCUCAGGAGGUGCCUCCAGAAGUGCUGAGGCAAAGGGAGGUGAAAUGGCUUGACAUGCUUAGCCACUGGGACAAGUGGAUGGUCAAGAGACACAAUAAGGUGCGACUGCGGUGCCAAAAAGGGAUCCCUCCUGCCCUCCGAGGCCGUGCAUGGCUCUAUCUGUCAGGUGGAAAGGUGAAGAGGGAGCAGAACCAAGGAAAGUUUCAGGAGCUGGACAGCCUGCCGGGGGACCCAAAGUGGCUGGAUGUGAUUGAGAAGGACCUUCAUCGACAGUUUCCCUUCCAUGAAAUGUUUGUGUCACGGGGAGGACAUGGGCAGCAGGACCUGUUCCGUGUUCUCAAGGCUUAUACUCUAUACAGGCCAGAGGAGGGCUACUGUCAGGCUCAGGCUCCCAUUGCUGCUGUGUUGCUAAUGCACAUGCCUGCUGAGGAUGCCUUCUGGGGGCUGGUCCAAAUUUGUGAGAAGUAUCUUCCCGGAUACUAUAGUCCUGGCCUGGAGGCAAUACAGCUGGAUGGAGAAAUCCUGUUUGCGCUUUUGCGUCGUGUCUCUCCCCUCUCCUACCGUCACUUGGAGAAACACAAAAUAGACCCCAUCCUCUAUAUGACUGAGUGGUUCAUGUGUGCCUUCUCCAGAACCCUGCCCUGGGCCUCUGUGCUGCGUGUCUGGGACAUGUUCCUCUGUGAUGGAGUAAAGAUCAUAUUCCGUGUGGGUCUGGUGCUGCUCAAGUGCAUGCUGGGGACCCGUGAAAAGCUGAAGGUCUGCCAGGGCCAGUACGAAACCAUGGAGCUUCUCAGGGCUAUAGAGCCACGCUACAUGCAAGAAGGAUUCCUUGUCCGAGAGAUUCUGGAGGUACCAGUGACUGCACGAGACAUCGAAAGGGAGCAUCACACCCAGCUGAAGCGCUGGAAGAAAAAUCGAGGGGAGCUGAAUUUCAGGUCGCCUCCCAGAAUGCAUGGUGCACGGGUCAUCUUGUUGGCUGAGCCACUCAGGCGCCAGGACCUCCAACAGAAACCCACCAUCAUAGCUGAAGUCCCCAUGCCCCCGCCGUUAUCCAACCCUCAGUUGAAGAAGGAAGAGACGAGCAAGGAGCAGAAGAAGAGCAAAAAGAAAAAGAGCAUAAAGAAAUCCUCCCAGCCGGUUGCGGAGAUCCCUAAUCCUUACCCUCUUCCUAACGUCCCUCAGCACCAGCCCAGAGAUCCACCAGACCAGCCUCCAGUCGUCAGUGAGAUGCCCCAGACAGUGUCACAGACUGUGACAGACACAGCUCACCAGCAGGAGCAACCGCCUAUCGACCUCCCUCUCGCCAAAGAGUCUCCCCUCCAGCUAUCUACUCAAAGCAUCAGCAGCACAGAGCAGGAUACAUACCUGUAGCACCCUCACCAGGUAGAGUGUGGAAAUGCAUGUUUGCAAGGCGCAACAGCACAGCUCACCCAAAACCAGCCAAUUAUGCCAUGCUUUCUCAUGGCCAGGAUCACCAUUCAGUUAUGAGCAAGAGUCAGCUCUCUUAUUCUGCAUGCUGUUUUAGACACCAUUUUCCCUAGGAUGCUUUUCUCUACACACUAAACUUCGCUGCAAAAUGUGAAACUGCUUUGAUGCCUACAACUUUGCCCCACAUGUUGCUGAUGUUACCUCAUCUUCAUCCUUCAUUUAGACCAUCACUAUUAUAGAAAAUAAAUCUAUAUGCAAGGGAGAAAUGUUACAGAAUAACUGGGAGUAAUCUCCAUCAUCAUUUGAAUAUCUUAUUUGUUUGGUUUAGAGGUUGAUGAAUAGAUGAACACUGAGGUGUCACAAGCUUAUAAGUCUUCAUGCAAACUCCACACGGUUGAAUUCAGUCAGAUAGUGCUAAGCUGCAGUGAAUGUUAACAUCUGCUACAAACUCCUCGACUGUUGAUUUUUUUUGUUGUUGUUAACCAGUACUGUUCAUUGUGUCUUGCGUCUGUUCACUAGAUUUAAAAAGCUCCUUUCACCCACUAGAGGGCGGCCUUUCAUUUUGCAGUUGAAUUAUCAGUUAUUCUUUGCAUGAAAAAUGACUCAGAAUGAUUUGGAUUCACUUUAUUCAAAUACAGUGUGUUGUUUUGAGUUUAAAUGUAAUUAACCCAGAAUCUGUCUUAAGUUUUGUGCUUCGUCGUGCUGCAUUUGUACAAUUCUGCACAUUUUUUUCAACAUUAUUUACCAACAAAAUACAGAAUAUGACAUCCUGGAUGAUUUUACGUGCCUUGCACGUUUUGUGCACAAAUCAUCAGGAUGCCGUGGCGCAUGGGGCUUUUCUGUUUUGGGAUGUGUCUUAAGUCCGUAGAAAUGCUAAUCCUCCCAGUGCAAGGCACUUUCAGACACUUAUGAGCAGUGAUAACUCACGUUGGGUUGGCAAUGGAAAAGAGAACACUGGACAUUCCUCACUGUAUGACACAUUCCUGCCUUCUUUCUAAGCUAAUCUAUCUAAAAACUGCCUUUUGCCAAAUGUAAAUCUGUAUUAUAUAUGCAUUUGUUGAGUAAUUUGACAUCUUGGAAAGUGAAUGCAAGGAGAAUAAUUUUUGGGACUGACCAUACUCCUUUUAUUGCUCGAGUACCUAGUCAAAGCCAAGUCUUUGUACUAUGUUACUGCAGGGUUUUGUUUUCAUUUUUGUUUUGGCUAGAAAUCCCAAAGCAAUUCAAUUCAGUGCCAUAUUGUGGUGAUUAAUGAUCAACACCUGUGACCCUACAUACACUCUUUGUCUCCGUUUUAUUUUAUUUUUUCCAAUUUUAUUUGUCAAACCAUUUUUGGGAUCUGUAGCUUUUCUGGUUUGAAAAGAUGGCACAUUCAUCUGGAAAAUUGGGAGAACUGUUGGGAUUACAAGGCUGUUGUCCUCAGAACAUGGCAGACAAUCUUUUUGAUCACAGCCCAAUGCGGUGUUAAUUGGACAACUGACUUCUGGGAGGCUAUUUUAUGCAAUUUGUCACAACGGUAUAUUGGUGGGAUUUUUGACCUAUUGACAAACAAACAUUAAGUAAAAUGUGUUUGUGUGCAUUCAUUCCAUAUUAUCUGCUGCAAAAUCAGUGUACAGGUUAAUGUACCAGAAAAGCAAUAAUGUUUGAAUGGAUAACAAUUUUCAGAUGGUCUCUUUGACUUAGGGUUGUUUUUUUUCCCCAGUUGCUUUGUUACACACCUUCAUUUGUGGCAAUGCUCUAAUUUAAUGCUCAAUGUGUAGAUAUGACAUUUAUAAAAUAACACUUUGUUUCAAAUGAAAUGUAUUUUUCUGUCAAAAGCGGUCUAUUUUGUUCAGCAGCUAUACUACAGAGGGAACAAUUCUUAAUUAUUUGCAUUGCCGACCAGCAUGGAAAGUUUUAACACUAGAAAAAGUGUUUUGUUCCUAGAUAACAGGGGUUCUUUGUAGUAACUGCGUGCCAGUUAAAUUUUUUACUCUGGGGUCAAGAUUAGUAUUCUUUUGCUAUGUGCGAAUAACAAUUUCCAGAUAACAGUUACAGAAAAAAUAGAUAUGAAAAAAGACAAUGUAUUAAUUACUGGUGUGACUUAAAAAUAAAAUUUUGAUAUUG
Messenger RNA from Lampris incognitus (smalleye Pacific opah), 4221 nucleotides. It is a transcript of the gene tbc1d10aa, whose product is annotated as TBC1 domain family, member 10Aa. The record is from RefSeq and is a predicted model, not a curated record. The transcript has 9 exons. Bases 511 to 2061 code for a protein of 516 amino acids. Lineage: Eukaryota; Metazoa; Chordata; Actinopteri; Lampriformes; Lampridae.